Molecule: messenger RNA, 6968 nt
Organism: Asterias rubens (European starfish)
Lineage: Eukaryota; Metazoa; Echinodermata; Asteroidea; Forcipulatida; Asteriidae
Product: delta-like protein 1
Exons: 11
Coding region: 846-3305 (819 amino acids)
Biological process (GO): Notch signaling pathway; multicellular organism development; cell communication
Cellular component (GO): membrane
Molecular function (GO): Notch binding; calcium ion binding
Source: RefSeq, a predicted model, not a curated record
UGUACCUUUAUAAAAACCGUUGAUAGGAAAAGACGAAAAUACCAGCAAAAGAAUGAAUUACCAAGCAUUGCAAUUAAAAAAGGGAGUCUGCUUGUACAAGAAAUGUAAUACGAACACAAUUUGUAAGCACAAUCGCCAGCAGAUGGUCCUGUUUGUAAAAUUGGAGAGGUGUAAAAAACACAAGUCGAUAGAACUGAUUAACUUCUAAUCCGCACAGUAAAUCGACCGGCAUCGGUACAGCCAUCACAACGAAGCUGUUUGUUCUGUAGAGAAACCCAGGAUUUAACUCGCGUGCCGGUGUAAGCUUCGGUAAUCGUAUGCUAAUAAACUUCAGAGGGUGAAAUAUUUAAAACACAUACACCAGCAAACCCGUCACUGCUCAGUUCAAGAAACGCCGUGCUCGAGUUUACAACGCACUACGAGGAAUCUCCAGUUCAGACAACGUCGCUAGUUGAAGAAGGAGUGAAGAAAAACCGACUGUACAUUCUGGAAUCAGUUGGCUUAAAAGUUGCACGUGUGUUCAUUUCAUCUGAAGUCUGAAACUCUAGUGAUUAAUUUCUAUACAGUUGAUGUCAGUAUAAGUCCACUCGUGCCUUUUUUUCUCUAUUUUAGAAAGACUGCACGCUUCACGUGUUUGGCAGUGUCUUACAUAGGCCUAUGCUAAGCAUCACUGCCCAUGAAGUAGGAGCACUCCCUCAUUCGGUCGGUGAGCGACAGAAGCUGUCAAUCACACACGCGGAGGAGGGGCUACUCACAAAGCCUGCUAGUGGUGGAGCAGUGUGUCCAUCUCUGAAACCAUAAUACUCUUGGCCGUAACACAGAGUACGGCAGAGCCACACAUAAUCAUGGGUCGGUUACGGCUCUCCUGGAGAUAUAUCACGGUUUUAACAGUUUACUUGAUCACCAUUUUUACCAAGGUAACAGGAACAGAGAAAUUCGAAUUGGAAUUAUCGUCGUUUACGAACGCUCUUGCUUUGGACACGGAAGGAAAUUGUUGUCGAUCGGGAUCCGACGGAGAGUGUACGACAUGUGAAACCUUUUUCAGAAUUUGUUUGCUUGAAUACAUGCGGGAUAUACCAUCCGAUGUGGAAAAUACACAGGCUUGCACUUUUGGAGAAAAAAUCACACCCGUGCUUGGAGAUAACAGUUUUAAUAUUCCCAAGGGACUUGCCGAGGAAAAUAAUUUCGUCAACCCCCUGAAGGUUCCAUUGAAUUUCGCCUGGCCGGGAACGUUCACGCUAAUUGUGCAAGCAUUCCAUGACGUUACCAGUCUUGGGCCGCAAGAAGGCAGUGAAAGACAGCUUCUAACCAGGGUGGCUUUCCAACAGUUCCUCAACGUCAGCGAGAGGUGGACGAACAGAACUCAUACGGAGGAGAGCCAAGAACUGGCCUUUUCCUAUCGCGUCGUCUGUAACGACAACUACCAUGGCCCGUCCUGUUCCGCUUACUGCAGACCCAAAGAUGAUCACUUGGGUCACUGGAGUUGCGACGCCAACGGCCAGAGAGUUUGUCUAGAUGGCUGGGUCGGAGAAUUCUGCUUCACGGCUGUUUGUGCUGAGGGGUGUGCCCACGGCUCUUGUGACAUCCCAGGAACAUGCAGAUGUUCUUAUGGCUGGGAAGGGGAACUCUGUGAUCAAUGCAUCCCCAUCGAAGGAUGUGUUCACGGUUUCUGCGAACAGCCCGGGGAGUGCACAUGCCACCAUGGCUGGGCCGACUCACUGUGCGAUCAAGAUAUUUACUACUGCACGAACUGGGAGCCCUGCAAGAAUGGAGCCACGUGCCAGAACCGUGGACCUAACGGUUACACGUGCUAUUGUGCGCCUGGGUUUACUGGGGCAGACUGUAGCGAGGCAGUCGUUUGCCCAUGUGAGAAUGGAGGUACUUGCCAGAGCACUGCUGAGCAAGGUUACGUGUGUGCAUGUCCAUCUGGCUUCACUGGUAGGCAUUGCGAGCACCUUAUUCCUUUGUGUACAUGCAGUAAUGGAGGUACAUGCAUCAUGAAUCAGGACGGGUACCACUACCAGUGCAUGUGCCCUGAGGGAUUCACUGGUAACCGUUGCGAGACAACAGACUACUGCAGCACUGAUCCAUGUGUCAACGGUGGAACUUGUAUCAACACCCUGACUGGAUUCUCGUGUUCCUGUCCUGAUGGAUAUACUGGAAACACCUGCAGCAUGAACGUGUGCCCAGCUGAUGUGUGCAAGAACGGUGGAACCUGCGUGGCUGACUUUGAUAAUAUGCGAUGUCUCUGCGCUAGGGGUUACACCGGUGUCCAGUGUGAGAUCGAGCUCACAGAGUGCCAGCUCACCACGCCCUGUGCCCACGGUUCUACCUGCGUGGACCACGAGAUCUAUGGGUAUGAAUGCCUCUGCCAUGUUGGAUAUACCGGCAGGAAUUGCACCGUCCCCUCGGCCUGCCUCUCAAACGAGUGUCUGAACGGCGGUACCUGUUCCCCGGAUCUUAUUAAUCCGCUGGAGUUUGUGUGUAGCUGUACUUCUGGGUGGACCGGCAAGACGUGUGGAAUAUCUGCGGAUCUUGAGCCUUCCACGACGACGAAGAUGUCAUCACCAGCUACCAAAGUAGCUACUGAUGCUCGCCCCUCGCCAGGAGGAGGAGGAGUCGGUGGGGGUACUAUCUCACCCUUUCUCAACAACCCGCGUGACCUGUCUGACGUGACCCAAAUCGCCAUCUACGUGUCCUUCGGCAUAUUUAUCAUAAUCCUCAUCAUCAUUCUCAUUAUUGUAGUAUACAGACGUCAACAUGUGGACCACCACCACCACGCCCGUUCCGAACGGGACCUUGAGAAACCAGACUCAACACCUAAUAACAGACACAUGUACAGAGACAAUUUUUCACAGGAGGAGAAAGUCCUCCCGCUGCUCAGCAUCAGCAGCAAAGUUUGCAAUACAGAAAGUGACAAUUUUAGCAAAUCUAAGUGCAAAGACUUCUCCAUGAAGGAGACUUACCACGAGAGCUUACCCGUGGAAAAAAUUAGUACACAGGAGUGUAUGAGUUAUGUGCCACAGACAAGACACUCACUGCCGAGAUUGUGCGACUCGGAUGAUAGUUAUUAUUAUUACGAUGAGAAAGCAUCUCAACUGAAAAGAACUGAAUCUUUGCACUCGACGACGUGCCAGUCAACUGAAAGUACACCGAGACACAAUAUUAAGUGUUCCAUCGUACAAAUUUCAGCAGUUAUCGAAGAUAGCAACCCCAAAAGUGUAAAUAGAAAUUCACAGUGUUAUUCAGUACAUCUCAACGAAGAGAGGUCGACGCCUGUCAGAUUACAGGCUACGGAGGUAUGAGCCUUCGGCAUUGUCGUCGUGAUUGUCGUCGUCGUCGUCUCUAGCCAUCACUGCCAUGUUGUUCAUGUCCUGCUAUACAUCACUGCCAGUAUUGCUGUCGUUAUUUGAUAUCGCCUAUUAUAUCUGUUCUUCUAUGCAGUCGCAUCCGUUAUUGUGUAUACGGCCGUGGCCGCCUACGUACGUACGUACGGCUGCUAUGGAACCAUCGUGCCUUGGACUAUUAAAUCAGAGUUAAUUCGCAGCAAUAUUCCAAAGCUUGAAAAAAGAGAGAAGAAAAAAGUUUUCAAAACAAAAAAAUUGUUAGAAAAGGUAAACUGUGUUUUAGUAAAAAAAAAGUGUCUGCUUUCUGGCGCGCUGUUUUCGUUUAUCAUUGUAAGGGCCUUAUAUUAUAUAUAUUAACGGCCAUGCUUUGCAUUGAUACCACGUGGUGCAUCUAGUUAAGAUAAGGCAAGGAUAAACCGUGACCCCUUUUUUUACCGAAGUAGUUUUCUUUUUCUAUUAUGGAUGAGGUUUCUAUUCCUAUUUAUUACAAAUGAAAACAGAUCAAAAAAUAGGAACUUAAGAUUGAUUGUGUUGUUAAAUUAUUGAGAUAUAAAUUUUCUUGAAAUAUUUUAUAUAUUUUUGUGAGUUAAGAGUUUCCUUUUGAUUUCCAUAAUUUAAUUAUUAAACUAACAAAGGCAACAAUGAUAAGAAUGACUUAUAAUGACUUUAUUGAUAGCUAGAUAUUUCAUACCAUUUAGGACCAUUGUCUAGCUACCAGACUUAUUUACUAUGCAUGUGGACCAAAAUGUAUUUAUUGUGCCAGAGAUAACAAUGUGCGAACUUGGUUGUUUCUCACACACACCAUUGCGACAGAUAGGUGUUUUUUUGCUGGCGAUGUCCAAUUUUGUAUAUGCUGUGUAUAUUUUAUAGGGAAGGAAAUGCACAUCUGUAUAUACAUAAUGUGGAUAAGUAUUGAUAACAUAUGAGCAUUAGUCUUGGUAUUUUGUGAUUUUUUUUCAAUCCGAAAUAAACGAACCAAACAGACUGAUUUUAGAGAAGAAACAAGAACUUACUAAAAUAUCAUUUUUGUCAGUUCCUCGGCUCGAGGUUUAUUCGUAAAAUAUGAAGGUUUGAUAUUUCUGACCAGAGGAUGUGUAUCCAGUGAAGAUUUUGGGGUCGAAAUUUUGUUAAAUCAGCGGCGUGUACUUAAAAAAACCCCGAAAAGUUCAUCUUUUUGUCAGAAACCAUCAACCAUCGCUGUAUAUCUACAAGAACUCGCCCAAGUCAUAAUUGUACUAGCAUUUUCAUUAUUCAAACUUUCGCCUGUUGACCGUUAACUUUUUUAGCCAUUCUAAUCUUAUUAGAAGGAUUCUGAACAGAGAUUAUCCUAUUCUAUAUCCGAACUUCCAAACUUGUUCUUCUGGGGGGAAUUGUAUGCUGUACAUGGUGCUUCAAAAACCACCUUUUGGAAAAACUGGAGGAGGGAAUUUCGCAAUCUCAUUUAUCUUCGAUUUCGAAUUCAUAAAUAGUUCUCAAUCAUGAUUUGUUUGAAUAACAUUCAUAAAGAAUUCGAUCAUUUAUUGUCGUGUCUGAGAUUUGCAGACUGAGCCCAGAGGCUGUUCCAGACGCUUCAUUAACUUUUCUUUUUUUCUCGAGACAGUUCGAAAACAUUUCAAAACAACUUCAUCAAGAACUUCAUAAAGACGUGAAGUACGACUACAUACAUGUACAAUGACAAGCGAAAACAAAGCAAUUUUUGGGGAGGGCUGUCAUUUCAUCGAUACAAAUUCAAGCACACAAAUAGGUACAAUUCAGUAAAUUGUAUUUUCUUUUUUAAAAAGUUGAAAAAAAAAUGCCCAGGGGCCAAUGGCUUGGUUUACUCGUUAAUAUUAAUAAACCUUCGGAGAAAAAAAUAUGAUGCAUGCAGACUUUACACAAAGUACACGGCCCCAAACCAGACGAAACGCGCCCUAUACACGGGAUCCUAGCUUAGUUCCACAUGGGUACCCUCAGUCAACCGCCUGUAUCCUGCUUCAUUCAACUCCCCUAAAUGGGUUUUUGUAAACCAAGAGCAGGUGCAAGACUCCAUUUCCAUAACCUAGAAACAACUAAAUAAAAGAAAGCCCACGAUGCUUUUUUUGUGUGUUUGUAAAGACUCUAAAGGCCCAUUGUGUGGAGUUCCAUGGGGCGGUUGGCGGUGGGAUAGGCUUGAGGGUUUUGGGUUGUUUUGGCCCUUGAUCUAUACUAACCAGCAUGGUGGACACCCAGACAUGCCUUUCACACCCAAAACACACACCCUUGUUUAAAAACCUAGACGGAGAAAGCUGCAAAACAUGAACAGGUCAAUUUCAAGAAGGGAAAACAAGAAGUAUCCCAACUACAAAAUAUCCGAGUCCUUUUUUACUAAAUGUUUGUACAUUUUCAAUAGAGAAUUUGUCUCCUUUUCAUGCCGAGGUCUUCCAUUUUUCAAUAUACAAUUUAUGAAAUUCAAAAUGUAUGCAUUAAUACAUGCACACUUUUAGGAUGGAAUCCUAAAUAAAGAAUAAUAUUUCCCCGUUUGUAUCAGAAAAAAAAUUGCAAUUGAAUGAAUCCAAACUAUUGGAGGCCUUUUUUAUAAUUAUGCAUUUCAUAUGGAAAAUAUCUGAUUUACAAAAAAAAACAGGUUUAUACACCACACUAUUCGGACCAAUCAUUUGUUGUCGACACUAUGUACAUUUACAGUCUAUUGAAUACCCUAUACUUCACACAACAUCUUUACUUUCACUACAAUAUCUGUUAAUUUCUAUCGAUUGUUUUCCCUUUCCCUGAUACCUGUACAAUUGCCUUUUAAAUAAGAAACAACUGCCAAGUAAGGAAAUAGGCCUUUCUAAUUUGUAUCCAGUAAUAUAGUAUUGAGGAUAUAUUUAAAAACAUUUUGUCAGAAUGUGAGAAUGUCUUUGACUCGGCCGCGUUAGAUUCUCUUAUUUUAUCAACCGCCUUGUACAAACGAUUUUGCGUAUCCUUUACAGCAACCAGUGACCGUAGUUUGAAAUGGUCAGCACAAAUCUGUCAAUAACGAUGACCAAAAUGGAUGUAUUUAUAAGUGUGUAACUAAAAAAGUGUCAAGACGUUCUCACAGUCUCACAUUUUGUUCGGAUUCACAUUAUCGUGCCUCUCCUGAAAAAAUGUAUUCACUUAAAUCUUUAAAGAAUGUUUAACAACUUUUUGUACAUGAAUGGCCGUUUUCGCUGUUUUUAUAGUUUUCCAUCACCACGUUUGUUGUUCACUAUUCAAGUUCCCCUUUUUAAUAUUUUUAAAAGUCUGAAUCUAAUGCCUUUUCUGUAAAAGAACAAAACAUGUCAGAUGUUCAUAAUAAUAACAAUCAUGCUCGUUACAUGAGAGAAAAAGAAAACUGGAGCGAAACUGAUGGGAGUUGAAUAGUCUGUCAAUUGGUUCAUAUGUGUCAAUUUUACUGACAAUAUUAUGUUUUUACAGAAAAGACAUCUUGAAUUGUGCAAAAUAUUUUACGUAUGAAAGUGCAAAGUCAAGUGCAAAAAUUGCUGAAUGUCGGUGUUCUAUGGGAGGCUACCAACCCUCGUCAUACCGGAGCGUGGAAUUGCUUAUAAUUUAUACGCCUGUGAAAGUCUAUAAAAGAUAUAAAUAAAGUCAUAAAACAUGCUAAAACUGUAGAGAUUCUGACUA